Molecule: messenger RNA, 675 nt
Organism: Mangifera indica (mango)
Lineage: Eukaryota; Viridiplantae; Streptophyta; Magnoliopsida; Sapindales; Anacardiaceae
Product: MDIS1-interacting receptor like kinase 2-like
Exons: 2
Coding region: 1-675 (224 amino acids)
Molecular function (GO): protein binding
Source: RefSeq, a predicted model, not a curated record
AUGGGCAAAUUAAGCUUUAAAAAACUACUUACCCUUCUUCUCCUUAUCCAGUUCUUGUGUGUUGUUGCUUCUGCCUCUUCUACUAAAGAGGCAAAUGCUCUCCUAAAAUGGAAAGCUACCUUUGAAAAUCAAACAAAAUCUCGGUUAAGUUCGUGGACUCUGGUUUCUCCUAAUGCCACCAACUCUAAGCCACUCAUCUUGGACCUUGAUGAAAACCAACUGAAUGGCACAAUUCCAUCUGAAAUUAGUCAGUGUCAAUCUCUUAAUGAGCUUGCCUUGUAUAGUAACAGUCUAGACGGUCAAAUUCCUACUUCUCUUGGUAAUCUGAGCAACCUAGUUAGGUUAUAUCUCAACAAUAAUUCGCUUUCAGGUUCUAUUCCUGUAGAAAUGGGAAAUCUAACAAAUUUGAUUGAACUUUACUUGGAUACCAACCAUCUUACAAGCCUCAUUCCUUCCAAUUUUGGAAAUUUUACUAAGCUUAUUGUGUUGCAUGCCUUUGACAAUCAACUUUCUGGUCUCAUUCCUGAAGAAUUAGGAAAUUUGAAGUGUCUUGAACAUCUAAGCCUUUAUGCGAACAAUCUUUUUAGUUCUAUUCCAGCAUCAUUGGGUAGCCUGAUGAAUCUCAACUACCUUCAUCUCUAUGGAAAUCAGCUUUUUGGUCCCAUUCCUAAAUAG